AUGACUGGAACGUACCAAAGGAAAGCAGCUGUGGCGGUGAAAGACUUCUGUCCGGGGCUGUCCCGGCAUCUCUUGUCUCUUUGUCCUGCUCCAAAAAAAGUAACAAGUGAAAGAAAGGGAAUAUGCCCAUUCUGCUUCCAGAUUUUUACACCUGAUAAUCAUAAAGUUCGCCUGAGGCCAAAAAUGAAGAUAACUCCCCGCAUUGAAAUCUUAUUAAAGAAAGAAGCAAAAUGUCACAGAUUAAACCUCAAGCAAACAAAACUCCUUAGAAAAUACAAAUGUUCGAGGAGCGUCCUGGUGGUCACUUGCAACACAUGUAAAUUGGUUUCCAAAUAUCCUGGUGAAAGCAGAAGUGGUCUUGCUAAUGGUCCAGGUACACCUAAAACAAAGAGGAAUUUGGGGUCUCCUGACCUGAGGACACCUGGAUCGAAUAAGAAGGUGAACCUCUCUUACAGCGAAGAGAAGCUCAGCUCAAAAAGCAAAAGCCCAGUACUAACCCCCAGGUCAUGUGUUUCUGCUCAUUCUUCACCUGCCACAAUAGCGAAGUCUGCAAAGAAGGGAAAAUUUCAGUUUUCCAGAUUAAAAAUGCUUCUUAGCCAAGAUGAAAAGGAACCAAGUAAAAAGGGGGAUUUACAGAAUUUCCUAACCUCUCUUUCUUGA
Messenger RNA from Staurois parvus, 660 nucleotides. NCBI's taxonomy places the organism in Eukaryota, Metazoa, Chordata, Amphibia, Anura, Ranidae. The record is from the annotation of a GenBank genome assembly.